AAGGCGGGGAGGGUGGUGGGCCCCGCUGGGGGUAGGAGGCGCGGCGCGGAGGCCCGUAGAGCGUGGCGCAGCUGUGGCGGCGUUUCCCGCUCGCUAUGCGUCGGGCGAGGGUCCCCGAAGGUUGCAUGAUGGAAUAUGAAUGUUACCUCAAGAGGUUUUAUGUUUUGGAUUAGCUAACUGUGUUUAUCCUCUGCUGACUAUUUCUUCGGACUCAUUUUUUGGUGUCCUUUUGAGGCAAUAAACUCAAAGGGAUUAUAACAUGGACUACAAGGAAAGCUGCCCAAGUGUAAGCAUUCCCAGCUCCGAUGAACACAGAGAGAAAAAGAAGAGGUUUACUGUUUAUAAAGUUCUGGUCUCAAUGGGCAGGAGUGAGUGGUUUGUCUUCAGGAGAUAUGCAGAGUUUGAUAAGCUUUACAAUACUUUAAAGAAACAAUUUCCUGCUAUGGCCCUGAAGAUUCCUGCCAAGAGAAUAUUUGGUGAUAAUUUUGAUCCAGAUUUUAUUAAACAAAGAAGAGCAGGACUGAAUGAAUUCAUUCAGAACUUAGUUAGGUAUCCAGAACUUUACAACCAUCCAGAUGUCAGAGCAUUCCUUCAAAUGGACAGUCCAAAACAUCAGUCAGAUCCAUCAGAAGAUGAGGAUGAAAGAAGUACUCAGAAGCUACACUCUACCUCACAGAACAUCAACCUGGGACCAUCUGGAAAUCCUCAUGCUAAACCAACAGACUUUGAUUUCCUGAAAGUUAUUGGAAAAGGCAGCUUUGGCAAGGUUCUUCUUGCAAAACGGAAACUGGAUGGAAAAUUUUAUGCUGUCAAAGUGUUACAGAAAAAAAUAGUUCUCAACAGAAAAGAGCAAAAACAUAUCAUGGCUGAACGUAAUGUGCUUUUGAAAAAUGUGAAACAUCCAUUUUUGGUUGGAUUACAUUAUUCUUUCCAAACAACUGAAAAGCUUUAUUUUGUUCUGGAUUUUGUUAAUGGAGGGGAGCUGUUUUUCCACUUACAGAGAGAACGGUCCUUUCCCGAACACAGAGCUAGGUUUUAUGCUGCUGAAAUUGCCAGUGCAUUGGGUUAUUUGCACUCCAUCAAAAUAGUGUACAGAGACUUGAAACCAGAAAAUAUUCUUUUGGAUUCAGUAGGACAUGUUGUCUUAACAGAUUUUGGGCUUUGUAAAGAAGGAAUUGCUAUAUCUGACACGACAACAACAUUUUGUGGGACACCAGAGUACCUUGCUCCUGAAGUAAUCCGAAAACAGCCCUAUGACAAUACUGUAGAUUGGUGGUGCCUUGGUGCUGUUCUCUAUGAAAUGCUGUAUGGAUUGCCUCCUUUUUAUUGCCGAGAUGUUGCUGAAAUGUAUGACAAUAUUCUUCACAAGCCCCUAAGUUUGAGGCCAGGAGUGAGCCUCACAGCCUGGUCCAUUCUGGAAGAACUCCUAGAAAAAGACAGGCAAAAUCGACUUGGUGCCAAAGAAGACUUUCUUGAAAUUCAGAAUCAUCCUUUUUUUGAAUCACUCAGCUGGACUGAUCUUGUACAAAAGAGGAUUCCACCACCAUUUAAUCCUAAUGUGACAGGACCAGAUGAUAUCAGGAACUUUGAUGCAGCAUUUACGGAAGAAACAGUUCCGUACUCUGUGUGUGUGUCUUCUGACUAUUCUAUAGUGAACGCCAGUGUGCUGGAGGCAGAUGAUGCAUUCGUUGGUUUCUCUUACGCACCUCCUUCAGAAGAUUUAUUUUUGUGAACAGUUUGUCAUCCAGAAACCAUUGAGCAAAUAUAAGCCUACAGAUGAGACUGAAACUCCUCUUUGUGUGAAUAUAUUCAAAUAUGUUUAACUAGUGCCUCAUUUUUACAUGUAAUGUUAAAAACUAUGAAAAAUGUAUUUUCUGCUGUAUGCAAGAAAAUAGGGCAUUUCAAAGAGCUAAGUUUUGAAUUAAAAUUUCUAUUGUUUAUUAAGCUUAUUUUUAAACAGAGUUUUAAAAGCUAUUCUCAGCAUUAACCUAUUUUUAAAGAAAACAUUUUGCUAAUGACUGUUUUUCUCCCAUGAGUUUACACUAACAUCUACCCAAGACAGACUGUUUUUCAACAGCCUAUUUCAGUUUGGUUAACAUGACAUUAAUGCCUUUGUAACUCUCUACUUUGACCUUUGUUCUCAGAUCAGAACUAUGCAAUUGGUAUGUGGUUGUUUAAGAAGAAACCACAUCUUUCCAUGAUAAGUCAUUCUUUGACAUAAUCAGUUCUUGGUAGGAUUAAAAUGUGAAAGCAUAGUUAACACAUGGGCUGUGAGUUAACACUUUGAAUAAGUGUUCAUUCUGCAGAUCAAAUUAAGAAAUAACAAAAGACCCAUUGCUUUUGAAAUACCAAUUCAAAUUUGUGAAUUAUUUUUCUCUGGAAGAAAAGUAAAGGCUUAAUAGUUAGAAAGUUUAAAAUAUUCCCAAAGAUCUGAAGGGUAAUAAAAUACUACUGGAUUUUUUUUUUUUUAGGUGGUGCCAAAAAUGAAUGUGUCUGUGUCAUGUAUUUAUAUUACAAAUACAUUCUAUUUAUGUUCUUUCUGGUCUUUAUGUUGUUAAGUAGGCCUAAAUCUUGGUAUUUGCUUUUGCAAAAAGCUGUUCAAAACUGUCUUUCUACUUGGUUAAUAAGUGAAAAAUAUUGAGCCUGCUAGAGUUUUUACCUAAUUGGGAAUAUAAAAAAUAGAAUAGCAAAUUCUUGGUCAGUAUAUGUAUUUCACUACAGUGUAACAAAAGUUAAAAAUGAUUCAGGCCGAUGCAAUAUCAGUAUCUUUUUUGUCUUAGAAAAAGCACAAGAAACUGACCUUAAAAUCAUACUAAAAACAAACUGUGUACUUGUCAUUAUAAAAGAGAAUACAGAAAAACUAAAAAAGAAUGUUUGUCUUGGAAUUCUGCUUCUUAGAGAAGAAAUUUUUCAAGUCAUGUAGGAAACAUCGUGAAAGUUUAGGGACCAACUUUAUAUGCUUCAGGAACAAGCAUUCUUUCCAUGUAUUUUCUCUUGAGAAAGAAAUCACAAAAGCAUUUCACACCAAUACCCUUUGGCUUAAAAAUGUUCAGCAAAAUGGGGGGAGGGGGGUGUGCUUUUGUUAGAUUAAUAAUGUUUGCAUCCAAUACACUGAAUCUUCCUUUAGAGGUAAGACUUUAAUAGCAACACUGUAAAUAUUUGGUUUAUUUGGCACUACUGUAAGUUCUGCUUUUACACAAAGUUCUUUGCUUAUUAUAAAGCAAAAUAAAAACUGUAGUCUCUUGUAUGAUUUUUUUUUACUCAGCCACUCCUUAAUUAAACUGCCAAAAAUUAAAGUGCAAUAUUGUAUAUUUUUAAGAACAAAUUUAAAUAUGCUGUUUAUUGGAUCACAAGAAAUACAAAUCUUAUAGUAUAAUAAAACUAGCAAAAAGAU
This is a messenger RNA of Neomonachus schauinslandi (Hawaiian monk seal), 3394 nucleotides long. RefSeq names its product serine/threonine-protein kinase Sgk3. The transcript has 17 exons. NCBI's taxonomy places the organism in Eukaryota, Metazoa, Chordata, Mammalia, Carnivora, Phocidae. Gene Ontology annotation, biological process: protein phosphorylation. Bases 260 to 1732 code for a protein of 490 amino acids. Gene Ontology annotation, molecular function: ATP binding; phosphatidylinositol binding; protein serine/threonine kinase activity. The record is from RefSeq and is a predicted model, not a curated record.